GCACGUAAGUCACUGAGUCCGAGAAAGCACUUCCACCAUUACCACUCGCCUCGAAUUCUCUCCUGCAACCCCAUCUCCCUCAACAAGAGCAUCGGCUGCAAAAACAAUCCAACCACCGGUCGUCUUACUUUUUCGCAACUACAUAAAUGUCGGGACUCAAGCCAGGCGAGGUCAAUCUCGGUACGUCUAUUAUGGCGGUCGAAUUCAAGGGAGGCGUCAUUAUCGGAGCCGAUUCUCGCACAACCACAGGAUCUUACAUCGCCAACCGUGUCACGGACAAGCUGACUGAGGUCCACGAUACCAUCUACUGCUGCCGAUCUGGAAGUGCAGCCGAUACCCAGGCCGUCGCCGAUAUCGUUCAUUACUACCUCCAGAUGUACUCUGUUCAGAAUGGAAAGCCAACGGUCCCAUUGGCAGCAUCGUUGUUCCAGGAGUUGUGCUAUCAGAACAAGGAUGGCCUGAGUGCCGGUAUCAUCGUCGGUGGCUGGGACAAGGUGAACGGCGGCAGUGUCUGGAAUAUCCCCUUGGGAGGAUCGCUUCACCGUCAGCCUUUUGCCAUCGGAGGAAGUGGAUCGACAUACAUUUACGGUUACUGUGAUGCCACCUAUCGUGAUGGCAUGAGCCAAGAAGAAUGCAUCGAGUUUGUCAAGAACUCAUUGGCACUCGCUAUGGCUCGCGAUGGCUCGUCGGGAGGUGUCAUCCGUAUGGCAAUUAUUACAGAGAAGGGUGUUCAGAGAUUGUUUGUUCCUGGCGACAAGCUCCCUGUCCAUUGGGAGGGUUAAAUGGUAGAUUAACGCAACCUCUAAGAAAUUACAAGCGAAAAGAGAGUGCGAAUCGAUCAUUGUCGACUGGAUUUUAUAACCAAAAAAUAAACACACUUGUAAACUUGACAUAAACAUC
Messenger RNA from Gamsiella multidivaricata, 900 nucleotides. Its product is annotated as nucleophile aminohydrolase. The record is from RefSeq and is a predicted model, not a curated record. Gene Ontology annotation, molecular function: threonine-type endopeptidase activity. The transcript is spliced from 5 exons. Gene Ontology annotation, cellular component: proteasome core complex. NCBI's taxonomy places the organism in Eukaryota, Fungi, Mortierellomycota, Mortierellomycetes, Mortierellales, Mortierellaceae. Bases 147 to 782 code for a protein of 211 amino acids.